AUGCCGUCAAAAGGAAAAUGUCCGUUCACAGAGUUGAAUUUUUUAAAUAAAACAGAUAACGUUGGAGAUAAUUAUGAUAAUGGGGUGAAUAGAGAAAAUGACGAAUCCAAAGAUGAAAACGUAAUGAACCAAUGGAUCAAUGGAUCACAAUUUUCCAUACAUUCUGCUCCGAUAUCGGAAACAUACAAUCGUAAUUUGAUUAAUUGUGAUCAGAAAAUAUUAUCAUCAUCUCAACUAUCACUUCCGAUCGAAGGUAAUAAUUACAAGAGUUUGUCAUUGGAUGGUGAAAUAUGCGUGUCGUCUAUAGAAAAUAAGAAAAACGUCGAUGACGGUUGUUGCGACGCAUUGCAAAAUGAAGAAAUCGUAGAAAAGGAUAAUGAUGAUGUUGUUGUUGUUGUUGAAUCCCUGGUACGUCCCUGUUCUCUUAUUAUUCCAUCGAGUGCAGGAAAAACAUUAAAUUUAACAGCCGUUGCUAACGAGGCACAACUUCGACAGUGUCCUAUAUUGGUUAAGGAUUUAAGCUGCGACACGGCGGAUGAUGAAGAUAAUGAAAAUCAUUUGACGAUAUCGAGUCUCACAGCGAGGCCCCUCAUAGCUAAAUCACACGAAUUAAAAACUAAAAAAGUUGCUAAAAAAGUUAGAGAAGCUGAAAGGAGAGCGAGAAUCAGAAGGUUUAAACCACCCGAUGGCGGUUAUGGUUGGGCCGUUGUUGUUGGUGCCUUUCUCGUACAAUUUUGGGUAUCAGGAUUGGUUAAAUCUUACGGCGUGUUAUUCGUUGAAGUUUUGGAAACGUUUACGGAUACAAGUGCAACCGUAGCCGCUUGGAUACCAGCUAUACUAUCGACUCUUUGCCUUGCAUUAGCUCCCAUUGCAAGUGCACUGUGUCAAAAAUUCACCUGUCGUUUGGUUGUAUUUUUGGGUGGAUUAUUUUGUGCUGCCGGCCUUAUAUCAAGUUAUUUUGCAACAAGUUCUUCUCAUUUACUAUUCAGUUUUGGAUUGUUAAGUGGCAUAGGAGGCGGAUUGUCUACAACACCUGGCGUUCUCAUAGUUUCCAGAUAUUUCGAUAAGCAUAGAGCGUUGGCAAAUGGAAUUUGCAUAUCCGGUACGGCAGCCGGAAGAUACCUUCGAGACAUAACCGGAAGUUACGAAAUAUGUUUUUAUUUUAUGGGAACUUGCAUGGUUUUGGGGGGUAUCGUUUUUAUGUUGGAACCAAUUGCAGUAGACUGUAAAUUUAUAAAUAGUAGUAGUAGUAGUGUACCUAAAAUAAAUUUACCAGAACAGUCAAAUUCAAAAGACUAA
Messenger RNA from Pediculus humanus corporis (human body louse), 1299 nucleotides. RefSeq lists its product as uncharacterized. The record is from RefSeq and is a predicted model, not a curated record. NCBI's taxonomy places the organism in Eukaryota, Metazoa, Arthropoda, Insecta, Psocodea, Pediculidae. The transcript has 4 exons. Gene Ontology annotation, biological process: transmembrane transport; monocarboxylic acid transport. Gene Ontology annotation, molecular function: monocarboxylic acid transmembrane transporter activity. The coding region runs from base 1 to 1299 and encodes 432 amino acids.